CCCCGCCGGGCACAUUUCCCGUCCCCACAAUCUGUCACUUUAAGGGCCAGCAGGGCGGGGCGGGGUCGGGCGGAGCGACUCGCGGCAGCGCCGCCGCACACCAUUGGCUGCCUGCGCCGCCCGGCCCCGCCUCCCUCCGCACACUGUUAUGUCUCUGUCUCGGUGUCAGGUCCGCCGGCGGUGCGCAUGCGCGGCGGGCGCUCGUCCAGCCGGCGGGGCCGGGCGGAGCGCGGAGGCCGGGGCUGCCGCGGGCUCGGUGUGGUGCGAGGGAGGGGAGAAGGCGGAGGCAGACAGCGGUAGCGGCGAGGCAGAGGAUGUCCGCUGCCCGCCCGCCGCUCCUCUGCGCGCCCGCCGUCGCGUCCACGUCUUCAUGAACUAGCGCUGCGGGGUGGGGGCGGGGGACAGGAGCGAGCGCCCCAGCGGAACCGGCGCCCCAGGCAUGGCCAGCUCGUGCGCCGUCCAGGUGAAGCUGGAGCUGGGGCACCGAGCCCAGGUCAGGAAGAAACCCACCGUGGAGGGCUUCACCCACGACUGGAUGGUGUUUGUCAGAGGGCCCGAGCACAGCAACAUUCAGCACUUUGUGGAGAAAGUCGUUUUUCACCUACACGAGAGCUUCCCCAGGCCGAAAAGAGGUGCAGCUCUGUAUUAACUCUCCCGUGAGAAGCAGAAAGUACCGUGACUGUCUACAAGCAUUGCCAUGGUUGUGAACUUGGUUCUCCUGUAACAUUCCAGUUUGUUGGGAAGAGAGAAGUUUCUGCAAAAUUUUAGAAAUUUGAAACUCUGAAGAGGAGGAGAUUAUAAAAGAUGACAAUUGAGAAGCUAGAAAGGAGAUUUCCUUGAUUGGAUCCAACUACUUGUAUACUUAAUCCAUACCUUUACCUGCUCUAAAAAAUACCUGAUUUAACAAUGAGAGAACCUGCUCCUAGGACUAAGGGGGGAAAACUAUUCCACAGUAAAAAUCAAGUGGUGCAAAUUCACUCUUCUUCACCAGUUUUGAGAUAAAUGUUACGAAGAAAUCCUCUUGCAGAAAAAUAUUUUGAAUAGGAUUUUGUUUGUCACUUUUUGUUGUAAUUCAGUCAGAUUCUUCUUUCACCUGCCUUUUUCUAUUGUAACUUCAGAUUUUCUUUUCAUGCUAAAAAAGCUUCAUAUUUGUGUGUGUGGUGUGUGUGUGUGUGUGUGUUUUGUUUUUUUUUUUUUAAAUCUGCUUUGGAAAAGAUCCGAACUGUUAGCGUCUCUGUGUGACGUGAAAACACUGUCUUGUCCAUAAAAUCAGCAAGCAAGUUAUUCAUGGUGUGUAUAUGACUAAUCCUGCUUUCUGAUACUUAAGCUUUUGUAAAAUGGGAGUCUGGGUUGCCUUUACUGAGGUUAUGAGUUCUUGUGGACAGCAGUUUGAGUUCAAUGAGAGUUGUACUUUAACACCUGGAUGUUAUUUUGAAAAAUUAGCAGCCUCCUCUUCCCCUCUGCCCCACUGCCCCUGCCCCCUCAGCAAUCCUACAAGCUCACUGUAUUAGCCUUUUAUUUUUUACUUGUUUUGAGAAAAUUGGCAAAAAUAUAUUAAUUUUUUGAAAGAUUAUUAGCUUAUCAAAAAUUUGUGUCUUUAUUCACAUAGUUCACUUCAAAACAUCAGGUUUCUUUUAACUUAACACCAACAAAAUCCUAACACCUUAGGUCCCAAAAUUACAAAUUCUUAAACAUAGCAGUAAAACCCUCCAAGGCACAUGCAUGAAGCCGCAUACUUGGUUAAGUGUUUGCAGGCCUAAAGCCUUUGUUUUAGAAGUUCUGUCAUUCUCUCUUUUCCCCUUGCCUUUUCUUAGAAAAGAGAUUCUACAACUUAACUUUCUUCUCACGAUACUCUAUUUGGAAAUAUACUGUAUUGUUUAAUUUCUGUAAAAUUUGUAACAUGGUGUUGAUUACUGUGAUUUAAAGCAGUUUGUUCUUAAUAUAAUACUUAGAAAUAGUUUAGCUUUCUUUCUUAGACCUUUUCCAUUACCAUAAAAAAUCCUUUUAACCUCUUUCUGAGAUCUGUUUUUUGGGGGGAUUAUUGUCUUUCUUUCCCUCCUCCUCCCUUAGUCUGAUGUUAACAGGAGAGAAGUUAUUUAUUAUUGAGAAAUUUUCAUAGAAACUCUGUCACAUUUCCUAUUGUAUUUAACAGGCAGCCUCAGGAAGUUGUUUUGGGAUGAUUAUGAUAUAAAUGUAUUUUUUUUUAUUACUGAAAUAUUUAGAGUUUACAUUGUUGAUUUAGUUUCUGCCACAGUUCAUUUGUUCAUGUUUUUUCCAAAACCAGACAUUUAAUUAUCAUGAAAUACUUAUAUUAUUGAUGGAGGCUUUGCCAUUAUCAUAUUGUAACACAAAGAAAAAAAUCCAUGUGCGCUAUGUCAUGGAUAUGUUUUUAUAAAUCUACCAAAUAACUGGACCUCAUGGGAGGUAACUGUGUGGAAAGUUGAGGUAUCUGUAUGUUAAGCUUUAGCUUAUGGUCUUGAUGGCUGAACGUGUUGACAUUAGCUUAACAUAUUUAAAACAGAGUUGUUGACCUACCAGUGUAUGUAUUGUAACUUAACAACCAACACUCAAUGUAUUUUGAAUUUAAUUACAAAAAGUGUAACAAAUGGUUAACACAGGGAAAUAUUUGGGAAUAGCUUCUUAUUUUAACAGUAGGAUCAGCACUGAGUUUUGAUGAGUUUUAUAAUUUUCUUACCUUAGGUAACAAACAGGUGUAAGGCAGAUGGAACCAGGCUUUACUCAGUAGUGCCCACUGACAGAACAAAAGGCAAUAGGCACACACUGAAAUAUAGAAAAUUCCCUCUGAAUGGAGGAAACCUUUUUUCUUUCUGAACUGUGCAGAUGAUUUAGUGCCGGACUAGGUUUCUCAGACAUUUUCAGUCUCCAUCAUUUGGGAUACUCAAAGCUCAGCUGCCCAAGUCCUUGAGAAACCUGCUCUGUUUGGGGCAGAGGUGGUGAGGAGAAGGGAUAUGGAAGCUACAAGAAUUCAGGAUGAACAAGGGAACCCAGAAGUGCUUACCAACCUUGAGUGUUCUGUGAUUCUAUGGAGUAGCAGGAGAUGUAGAUGGAGGCCUGAUAUUUGCAUAAAAGCAAUGCAUACAAUUCAGAGCUGUCUUUCUGAUUCACACCCUGUCAAAAGCUGUACUGUGAAACUGAUGGCUGCAGUAUGCUAUGAAUGUCACAAGAUUGCUCAUUUUCUGAAAGUGGUAAUGGAAGUUGGUGUCAGGAAAGGGGUUAUAGUGUAGUAGUUACUCUUUAUGAUAAAUGAUUAAAUGCUCAAAUUUUUACGCUUUAAAUUUCAUAGUAAUUUUUGGUGAUGCUUGAUUUCAGAUUGAAACAAUGUAUGUGUGUAGCCUGACUGUAUGCUUCUUUGUUGUUAUGGUUUUCUCCUGACAUCCAUUUUUGGCUGACGCCAGAGAAGGGAUAAUGGAUCUUAUGGCAAUUUGGUUUCACCAGCCGUCAGAUUUUUGUAUGGGGUGUUACACUGCACCAGCAGAGACAAUAAAAGUAACCUCCUUUUUCCUUCCUUGUGGUUUUGCAGAUUUGCUUAGGCUAUUUUGACUUACAAGCCACACAGUGCUUACAGGUCAUGGAUCUGAAUCUGAAGUAUUUGCAUUUCCCAUUACGACUUACAACGGAGACUCCUGCUUGGCACAGAAAAAUUUGGUGUCUGUAAAAGCAACAGAGGAUAAACCUGGUUCUAGACAACUAAAGACUUUUUGGGAGAUUCUAUACGAAAAAAGAGGAUACAAAGAAGUUACAUAAUACAUGGAGAAACUGGAAUGUGUUGAAAUUUCAUAUCUAUAAGAUAUGAAUUAAGAGGCACUGCUAGCCCAGGAAAUGCUUGGGAAUUAGAUAGAAAUGUACCAGAAUCUUAAAGACAUUCAAGAAAAAUUUCUGGUGUUCUGUAUUUUUUCUUUUUUUUUUUUUUUUUUUUUUCCCCCUUCCUUAUAAGUCAGUUGAUUUCAGCCAUGGAUUGUUUCUAUCCUGUACUUGAUGCUGAAAUUAGUUUUCUAGGGAAUGAAAGGAUUUCCUGUCUGAAAAGGAGUUUUCCAACUAUUUCAACAAAAUGAGCCCAAACCCUUCUGAUCCUCUUUUCUUUUAUUCAUAAUUCUAAAUUGUUUUUUUCUUCCUGUCUGUCAUAAGUGAUUAACUGUAUAUGAAAGGCUGCCCUUGAGAUUUGCAGAGAUUUGAAAUAUUGAUCCCUGAAGAAGGCAAAUGACACUGAAAGUUCAAAGUCCCUUUACAUUAAAGCAAGAACAAAUAAUUGUGGGGAGUAAUAUAGAGUUGUAUAGGAAUAUAAGUUUUUGCUUGUAAGGUACGAGUUCUAUGCUUCUGGGACUGAAGAUAAAUCAACCCCCAAUUUCUGAUUUUGUGUUUCUGGUUUAGGUGACACCAGAACACCUCUGGAAAAUAAAGAGUUUUCUGUUUGAGUAUCUUGUCUCUUGUUGCUUCGCACCCAGCUCAGUCAACAAACAAAACCAAGCUUGGCCUGAUUUCCCAUACAUUGGAAACUGGCAGGAAUCAUGUCCAUAAAACACACAAGCACACGAUGAAGCUUGACUUCAUUUUGGGCAGAUGUGGAGAACCAUUAACAAAACCUCUACGCUGGACUUCUGGAGGACAGAUUUUUGUCUAUUCAGAAGUCUAGUUCAGAGCAUACCCUGGGAAACAAUGCUUAAAAACAAGGAGGCCCAGGAGGGUUGGACAUGCUUCAAGCAGGUGGUUUUGAGUGCACAGGAACAGGCUAUACCAGUGUGCCGAAAGGCUAGCCGGUGGGAAGACAACCGGCUUGGCUAAACAGGGAGAUUCUGAAUGAAAUCAGAAAUAAAAAGAGACUUUACCGACUGUGGAAAAAAGGGCUGGCUACUUAUGAAGAAUUUAUGGAAAUAGCUAGAUCAUGCAGAAAAAAGAUCAGGGAAACAAAAGUGCAAUUUGAAGUUAACUUGGCCAAUUCUGUCAGGGAUAAUAAAAAGUCCUUCUUCAAAUAUGUUAAUAACAAAAGGAGGGGCAAGGAAAACCUCCAUUCUCUGUUGGACUCUGAAGGAAAUAUAGUUAACAAAGAUGAGGAGAAAGCUGAGGUACUUAAUACCUACUUUGCCUCAGUUUUUACCAGUAAGACAGGUGGCCCUCAGGACAACUCAUCUCUGGAGAUGGUUGGCAGAGAUAGGAAGCCAAAUAGGCCCCUUGUAUUCCAGGAGGAAAUAGUUGGUGAUUUACUGAGCCAUCUGGAUCCUCACAAGUCUAUGGGACCAGAUGAGAUCCAUCCUAGGGUGAUGAGGGAGCUAGCAGAAGAACUUGCCAAGCCACUCUCCAUCAUCCUCCAACAGUCCUGGCUCACUGGGGAGGUCCCAUAUGAUUGGAAAUUGGCCAUUGUUACCCCAGUCCACAAAAAGGGCUGCAGAGCUGACCCUGGCAACUACAGGCCUGUCAGCCUGACCUCGGUGCCUGGCAGGGUUAUGGAGCAGAUCAUCCUGAAUGGAAUCACACAGCACCUUCAGGAUGGACAAGGGAUCAGACCCAGCCAGCAUGGGUUUAGGAGGGGCAGGUCCUGUCUGACCAACCUGAUCUCCUUUUAUGAUCAGGUGACUCACCUGGUGGAUGAGGGGAAAGCCGUGGAUGUGGUCUAUCUGGACUUCAGCAAGGCCUUUGACACUGUCUCCCAUAAUAUACUCUUGCAAAAGCUGGUAGCCCAUGGCUUGGACAAGCGUACUCUACGCUGGGUUAAGAACUGGCUGGAGGGCCGGGCCCAGAGAGUGCUGGUGAAUGGGGCUGCAUCCAGCUGGCGGCCAGUCACUAGUGGUGUUCCCCAGGGGUCAGUGUUGGGUCCAGUCCUGUUUAACAUCUUUAUUGACGAUUUAGAUGAGGGGAUUGAGAACAUCAUCAGCAAAUUUGCUGAUGACACCAAGUUGGGAGGGAGUGUCGACCUGCUGGAAGGCAGGAGGGCUCUGCAGAGGGAUCUGGAUAGACUGGAAAAAUGGGCUGAUUCCAAUGGGAUGAAGUUCAAUAAGGCCAAAUGCCGGGUGCUGCACUUUGGUCACAACAACCCCCUGCAGCGCUACAGGUUGGGCGUAGAGUGGCUGGAGAGCAGUCAGACAGAAAGGGACCUGGGGGUACUAAUUGACAGGAAGCUCAACAUGAGCCAACAGUGUGCCCAGGUGGCCAAGAAGGCCAACGGUAUCCUGUCCUGUAUCAAAACCAGCGUGGUCAGUAGGACAAGGGCAGUGAUCCUUCCCCUGUACUCUGCAUUGGUGAGGCCACACCUGGAGUAUUGUGUUCAGUUCUGGGCCCCUCAGUUCAGGAAAGACAUUGAAGUGCUGGAGCGGGUCCAGAGAAGAGCAACACGACUGGUGAAGGGACUUGAACAUAAGACCUAUGAGGAGAGGCUGAGGGAGCUGGGGUUGUUUAGUCUAGAGAAGAGGAGGCUUAGAGGUGACCUCAUCACUCUCUAUAACUACCUGAAGGGAAGUUAUAGCCAGGUGGGGAUUGGUCUCUUCUCCCAGGCAGUUAGCAAUAGGACAAGGGGGCAUGGGCUUAAACUCUACCAGGGGAAAUUUAGGCUGGAUAUUAGAAAGAAAUUCUUUACAGAGAGAGUGGUCAGGCAUUGGAAUGGCUGCCCAGGGAGGUGGUGGACUCGCCGUCCCUGGAGGUUUUUAAACUGAGAUUGGACAUGGUACUUAGUGCCAUGAUCUAGUAAACGGACUAGAGUUGGACCAAGGAUUGGACUCGAUGAUCACUGAGGUCUUUUCCAACCCAGUCGAUUCUGUGAUUCUGUGAUUCUGUGCUUAGUAAGGGGCUGGUAUUUUUCAUAGAAUCAUAGAACAGUUUGGGUUGGAAGAGACCUUCAACGUUCAGCUAGUCUGAGCCUCCUCCCUGCAGUGAGCAGGGACAUCUUCAACUAGAUCAGGUUGCUCAGUCUCAUCCAGCCUGGCCUUGAAUGUCUCCAGGGAUGAGGCAUCUGCCACCUCUCUGGGCAACCUGUGCCAGUGUUUCACUGCCCUUCACAAUGGUAAAUAAUUUAUUCCUUACAUCUAGCCUGAAUAGCCCCUCAGUUCAAAACCAUCACCUCUUGUCUUACCAUAACAGGCUCUGCUAGAAGGUCUGUCUCAGUCUUUCUUAUAAGCCCCUUUUCAGUACUGAAAGCCCACAAUAAGUUCUCCUGGAGUCUUCUCUUCUCCAGGCAACAACCCCAGCUCUCUCAGCCUGUCCUCACAGCAGAGCUGUUCCAGCCCUCUGAUCAUUUUUGUGGCCUCCUCUGGCCCCUCUCCAACAGGUCCAUGUCUUUCCUGUACUGAGGACUCCAGAGCUGGACACAGGACUCCAGGUGGGGUCUCACCAGAGCAGAGCAAAGGGGCAGAAUCACCUCCAUUGACCUGCUGGCCACGCUGCUUUUGAUGCAGCCCAGGAUACAACUGGCCUUCUGAACUCCAAGUGCACAUUGCCGGUUCAUGUCCAAACUUUAAUCCAGUAGUGCCCUCAAGUCCUGGUCCACAGAGCUGCUCUCAAUCCCUUCAUCCCCCAGCCUGUGUUGAUACUGGGGGUUGCCCCAACCCAUGUGCAGGACCAUGCACUUGUCCUUGCUGAACCUCACGAGUUUCACAUGGGCCCACUUCUUGAGCUUCUCUAGAUGGCAAGAAAAGUGGGAGUGUGUACUGUAAUGUUUACAUUUGUGUGCUCAAACUUGUUAAUGAGGAAAAAGAAUGGUUCUUGUCAAACGUCUUAUUAUGUAGCCUGUGUGUUAUGGGAAAUACUGGAUUUUUUUUCUGAAAGGCAGGGAGUUGUUACGGAUAUUGGUUGUCUUCAGGCAGUGCUGUUAGCCAGGACAGGCAAAGGGAAUAAAGUGUGGGCAACUUCAAUCUCCAAGUUGUGACUUGAUUUAGGAGUUAAGCUCAGAGAAGCAAGUAAAAUUUGGUUGUUGGUGGGACAUAACAUGCAAAGAGGCUGCCAAGCAGUGUUGCCUUUCCUCUUUAUGACUGUUUUUGUGUACUGCAGAUGCAUGCUGUGGUCUGCUGCUUAUAUGUGCAGUGGAGUGGCUCUGAUUUCUUCAGAUGUCUCUUAAUGUUUGUGGUGAGAGAAGGUGUGUAAGAAUAGUGGGGCUUCUUAGCCUGGGCAGAAAUGAAAUCCAAGACUCUUUAGGCUCACAUAUAGAUAAAGGUACGUAUACAAUGGUGAAGUAUACACACACACACAUAUAUAUAUAUAUAAAGAAGAAAAUGGCAGUGUUCCGUUUUGUGCUUAGUGAUAAGUAGUGUAUUUAAGAACGUAAGCAUAGCUCAAGAUUUGAAAAAGAUCUGAUAAUCUUCCCUUUUCUGGUUUGGUCUUUAUCCUGAAAUUUAUUUAAUUGUAAAGCAAAUGUAAUCUUUUUACAUUUGGUAGGCAAAAUGUAUUGGAGUAUUUAAUGGAGUUAUGGGGCUUAUAAGUCAGUACGAUGUUGUUGUACUAAAUUUUGGAUACCAUUGCUGAGUUUGAGCAAAGUGGGAGGCAUUUGCAAUGCACAAAGUUUUGUCUGGAAGGCUAGAAGAGUAAAACAGCAGAAGUUAGGGAUAGAUUUUAUGCAAUGGCAUAGAAGGUCUUUUCUUUGAAGAGCAUUCUGCAAUGUGUACUACUUGGUGCUGAUAUUAUCAUGUUCAUUAUCUAAUGACAGUCAAGUACAAAAAUCUGUAUUUUUUGCUUGCAGCUGUUCUUUACCUCUGCAGGCUGGAGGUGUAAAUGGGGCCGUAGCUGGAUGGGAGGUAAAACCACUAGUAGGCUUUUUGCCUUUCCAGAAACUUGGAGACAGUGAGAAGUGUUCAAGACAGGGAACUUCAGACUUAAGGAACCAGUUCAGAUGUGAGUUGAUUAACAAUACUGCUGUAUGCAGGCAUGCUUUGUGGUCUUUGUAGAUCCUCUGAGCUUUCGGAGGUGUUGAAAAUGUAAUAGCAAUAUUUCAGUGUUGCACUCCUGGACUGCCUUAGUUAAAUGGUAAAGUGACAAAGGGGUAUGAAAUUUUACUGAAACAGAAGCAGAGAUGCAGACUAAGCUGUGUGAUCAGUAGGUUAUUGAUGUCAAGAUACCAAGAGACCAGGUUCUUCUUGUCAGUUCCUAUGUUCACUUUGUGUCAAGAAAACUUGAGUAUGAAUUCCUUAGAACUACAAUAGGGGCAAGGCAUGUAAGUGCUCGGAAGUAGUUAAAAUAAAUUUACUGCAUCAACUUAGGAGUUGAUUGUGAGUUAAGAAAGGGAGGAAAAAAAAUCCAAGGGAAACACAAUCAUUAUCAAAUGGGAUUUGAACAGAGCCUGUUAAGGACACAGUGGAUUUUCACUCUGAAUUGCUGGCUGUACAUAAAUUUUCUGGUCUAUUCAGUAACAUAGAGUGAGCUGGUAAAAGCUGGACAGCUGUUUAGAAAUGAGACCAAGAUGUCCCCACUCAUUCCUGAAACACGUCAACUUGCUGUCAGCAUUUUCAGUACUGACUUGUUAUUGAUCUACCUGAAUUGCAGGACUGCCAGUCUUGCUAUGUGGCUCUUGUGAUGUAAAUGGGUAUCCUGGGCUGCAUCAAAAGCAGCGUGUCCAGCAGGUCGAGGGAGGCGAUUCUGCCCCUCUGCUCUGUUCUGGUGAGACCCUCCCUGGAGUCCCGUGUCCAGCUCUGGAGCCCUCAGAUGGCCAGAGUGAUGGCACAGCUGUGCUGUGAGAAAAGGCUCAGAGACCCAGGGUUGUUCAGCCUCGAGAAGGCUCCAGGGAGACCUUAUUGCCACCUUUCAGUGCUUAAAAGGGGCCUAUAAGAAAGAUGUGGGUAGACUUCUUAGCAGGGCCUGUUAUGAUAGGACAAGGGGUAGUGGUUUUGAACUAAAAGGGAAAAUUUGGGCUAGACAUGAGGAAGUAACGUUUUACAAUGAGGGUGGAACAUUUUGUCCAGAGAGGUGGUAGAUGCCCCAUCCCUGGAAAUAUUCAAGGCCAGGCUGGAUGGGGCCCUGAGCAACCUAAUCUAAUUGAAGAUGUCCCUGCUGAUUGCAGGGGCAUUGGACUGGAUGACUUUGAAGGUCCCUUCCAAAGCAAACACUAGCAUUUGCUCCUCAGAUUUAUGUGGGAUUGCUUGUGCAGCUCAUCCUUUUUUUUUCUAAGCCAACAUAUGGAGGACUCCUUUGGCACACUUACAGCUUUACCAGGCAGCUCUCAUCCAGCCUUUUGUAUUCAGAAUGUUUAGCAUGGCAAAUACAGCUACCCUGCUGGCAGAUGAUUACUGCUGGCUGUUAAUGGCUCUUGGGAGGAAAGCAGGGGAGGGGAGGAGUAGUGUGAUCUUUGCGUAUACCUUUCCUUUCUCAUUUCUGGCCUUCAUGGUUUUGAAUAUUUUUCACUGUGGUGUCUGGAGAAAAGGACUCACUGAGGUCUGCUUGUGAGUUUAGGAACAGGAAAUUUUUUUUUACUUGUAUGUUUAUCUGAGCACAGUAUGGGAUAGUUACAGCACUGAUAGUUAUUUCACUUUUCAGCUAAGAUUCUGUGGGGUUCAGCCAUGAUAGUAUUUAGCUCUUGAAUUGUACAUGUGCAAGUCCAAGCACGUCACAGAGGACAGAUAUAUAUCUCUAUUUACAGGUAUGGAGAGCCCAAGACACAGUGGCAAAUUGACCUGAGAGGCCAGUGGCAGAACCAGGAUCAGUGCAGCUCCACUGACACUGAGUCCAGGGUUCCCCCACCAGAGCAGGUGGGACAGGAGGUCUGUAACCAAUUCCCCUUUUCAGUUACAUGUUGCUGUAGGGUAAUAAGGCUCAUGACUGCUCUUUGAAAUCAUUCAAGGCAAGAGGUUGAACAGUUACAGAAGCAAGCACCAGAAUUUCUAGUUAGAGGAGCUGCUAAUCUUACUAGCUUCCUAGAGAGAAUCAUAUGCUUUCUUUGUUCCUGAAGCUGAGCGUAGACCCCUUAAUGGGCUAUCCACACGUAAUAUUUAAGUUUACAGCUAGUCCCUUUUGCACAAUUACUGAGUCAUGUUUGAAGAGGCCCUACUGUGUACCACCAGUUCUCCUAAGCACAACAGGGCUCUUCUGUACAAGUGUGUGCAUUUGUGUGCUUGCACAUCUGUAUGAGGAAAGGAGUCUGGAACUAACAUAAUCAAUUUCUCUCCCAUCACCUCCUGACAGAAUUUUCCCUCCUACUUUUAUUGUCCCCUUUCUCUAUUUUGGUUCUUGUUCUUUGAAAAAUAAAGUUAUUUAUCUUUUUCUUUUCCUCAACAACUCAGUAGAUAUUUAAGGUACAAUAUACUGCCCACCAGCAGGCUCAGUGGGCUGCUGUUUCAGCUGAGGUCAGCACUGUGAUGUGCGUGUACGGUGAGACUGGCAUGUUCUACCUCACUUACCAAGGGCUAAAAACAUGCACACAGUCUGUAUUUGUGCCUCAGCUGAUAUAUGUGGUACCCCAGUUAUGGAUCUAGACUCUCAGGUGGCAUUCAUUUAUCUUCUCUUUCCUCUUCAUUCUUCCCACUCCCAAAAGUGCUCUUAACAGUUGGACCACAGCAAAAUUUACUCACAUUUUCUCAGGAUAUUGAAGGCUACAGUGUCUCAUUGGAGGUCAGAUUCAGUGACUGUGAUAUUUCCCUCUAAGCUGCCAGUCCCAUAAAAAAUUGGUGAUCUGUCACUUAGUAUACCUGUGCUACAGACUGACUGACAUGUGAGUUACAGUGAGGUCUCCACUCUGUCUGUAGUACCUUUUUUUUAGUCCCAAAGAGACAUGAUGGACUGAGGUCACUUGCCCAGCUGAGUUCAGUAAAGGGAUGCUGAUAGUCUGCUUCCUACAUUCAGACAAAUCUGUUAACAGCUUCAGGGAUUGGCUGCAUUUUCUGAUCACCUUGCUGCUGGUCGGUGAUCACCUGUGGUGACCAGUUUGGAUCACUUUUUACAGUGCGAGAAGUAGCAGGCAGGGAGUUUUUUUCAAGUGUUCUUUGAAGAGUGACUGCAUAUCAGCCGUGACUGUAUCAGAUCUGGCUCUUUUCUUAGCACUGAUCUGAUAAUUCUAAACUGCUGCAGAAAGUUAUUCCUCUGAUGUGUAUUUCUUUUUUGUUUUUAUAGAAGCAUACCAAGUUGCUAAUCACCGAAACCUACUGUGUCUUUUCAGAAUGCCUUACUUUAUGAUAACCUUACUGAAGCUGUUGUUCUAUAAUAAAUUUUAAUUAUACAGAAGGUAUUUGUGACAUGGCUAUUAAAGGCUUAGGGGUUAAUUGUAGACUUCCUAUCCAAGGAAUCUGUUGAUUUCAGUGGGUACUAAGAAUGUAUUAAAGCUGCAGGACUAAAGUAAUAGUUACUGGCCAUCUGGCAAUUUGGUUUACAUUUUGAAACCACUGAAAUACAAGUUCUAAAGACAUGUUUUCCCCCUGCUAUAUAUUUCCUUCCUAAACCCUAAUUAGAGGUCUGAAACACAUUUCGAGUCCUUAGAAGAGACGCUUGUUAACUUUGUGUACGGUCGGUAGUCUUUGCCAUUUCAGCAGCGUUAUACACAGUUCAGGCCCAUCCCUUGAAAAAUUUAAAAGCACAGCCACUGGUUUUAUUACCUUACAGCAGCAUGUGGCUGAAAUGGAGAAAGAGCAUUGGUCCAUAUUUGUUAAUGAGCCUUACAGACUAUGGGAUGGAGAGGCAGACUUUGCAUUUCAGGCUGCUUGAGAACCUUUCUUAAUGUCCCCAUACAUGUAGAGGGGUUAGGCUCAGCAUCUUGGUGACAAUCCUAGACUGGCUAGAAGAGCUGAGGAAAGGUCAAUUAUUUUUAGUUUAUGAGUGGUCAGCUCUGCACUGGCUGCCCAGACCAUGGUGUAUUCUCAGCUAUAAUGUUAAUAUACAACUUCACAGAAGUGGAGUCAGCGAUGGGAUGCUUUCUUUACAGUAGGGAAAAAUGGGAUCAUGACUCAAGCAAUCUAUAUCACCGAAAAGGUGCCUGUUGUAAGAGUUCUUCUGUGGUCAAGAAACCAGAUCAAGCAACUUCCACCAAGUAACAUUUAUUCCCCAUGUUCUCUCUUGUUUCUUGCAACAGCCAAAAUUUUGUCUUAAGUAAUUGCAGCUAAGAGAUUUCUGGGAGUUUUGACAUCUUCUUAAGACAGUGGCAUAGAACUAAAGUUUGUGAAGCCAAACAAGCAAGAUUAAAAAUAGAGUAACUUUCAGUUAAUACACUGAACAUCAAAAACCUUGCUUCUGUCAUUAAUUUCCUUUCGCAUGUGACAUGUAUGCCAUGGUUGCCCAUCCUGGACAUAAACAGUGCCAAGACUUAAUGUUUUCUUCAGGUUGUGCAUCACUAUGUAGUUUAGAGUUUUACUGUUUGGUUGCUUUUUUCUGUGUUGCAACUCUGGCAAAAGUUUAGCUGAUCAGAACCAAUAGGUUUUUGUUUUAACAGGUUUUGGUUUUCAACUUUUUGAUGGCAGGCCUUGCAGUAUAGGGAUUUUGUGUGAGAUUCUCUAAUUUAAAAAAACUUUUAAUUUUUGCUCUGAGCACUUCCCUUUGAAGACGGUCCAUAGCUCAAUGCUGGGCUGAUCGAUGCAAACCUGGACAAUAGGCACGACUGACUUGAGCAUUUCUUUAAGUCUGUUCCAGCAGGGAUCUUGAGGAGGAUGAUGAGUAUCAUAGCUGGUUCCAGCGGGCAGGCUGGCCAUGCAGCAGCCACGAGCAGCUCUGUCGUCGCAGGGGGCUGAAAGCUGCCGUGCCCUCCUGGCUGAGGAGGCUUUCAAAGGCAAGACUAAAGCUGUCCUGUACAAGGAAGUGGGGUUGAGCUGAUUGUGGUCAUUAAUGCCCCUGUAAUGAGGGGCCUGUAAGGAAUGUUGCUCAGCAGCUGUGGUAUCCUUCACGUGGUGCCAGUUAAACAACGUGAUUGUGAAAUUUCAAGCAGCUAGUACUUGCGCUUAAGCAGAGAGGAUGGUUUAGAGGCUUCUUAUGAGGCAGGGGUUAAUUGCAAUGUCUGAGAGAACGUGGGGUGAUUGAGGUAUUGCCUUGUGUAAAUGUGUUGAAUAAUGUUGCCUUUAAUAGAAAUCUAGAGAAUUUUCUGUUUAUUAAAUAAUUCUGCUGGAGAAUUGAGUUUCAGUGACAGGUAUUGCUGGGACAGAAAACUGUGUGGCAAUUCAGCUUCACUGCCCCCUGGUAUUAUUGUACCACUCUCGGGGUGUUACUUUGGCAGUACUAUCUACAUAAUUCCCUAGCAUAUUACCAGUGCCUUUGUUUAUUUCUAAAAUGUAAGUCAAAAUAAGUACUGUUAUAAAUGCAAAAUUUUGGAUUGCAGGAGUGUAUGUGGAUGUUUUGUUUUGCUACAUUCCCUUUAGUACUUACUAAUGCAUCCAGAAAUUCUAGUGAUUAUUAAAUAAGUGUGACAGGGAAAACAAAACUUUUCGACUGUACACAGAACUCAAGCAUGAUAAUUUCAGAAAAUAAAUAGUUCUGAUUUCUGCACCCCCUCAACACAUACCACCCAUAAAUUUUGAACUAAACCUUUAAAAUAGUUACCAUGUUUAGCUCUCAAAAGGGGUACCUAUAAAUGUUACCUUGUUAGAUUAAUAAAGACAACUUGAAGUAACCCUCACUUGUCUGUAAACUCUUCACAAACUAAUUGCAGUUUCUAGAUAAACUCUUUCCUUUCUCUCUUUUGCUUUGGGGUUGAAACAGUGGCAAGCAAGAUCUGUCCACAUUCACAACACAGGCUUAGUGAUUAUUCUACCUAGCUCACAUUUCUGAAUGUUACUUUGCUCAUAUGGCACAGCUAUUUCAUAUUUGAAUAUAAUAGGACUGUUACGAAAGGUGAAGAUACUAUGCAGAAGUGCUGUUAAGUGUUAUGAUAUAUUACUCUCGAAGUGUAGUUGACUUUCUCCCCUGAGUGUGUCAUUCUCAGUGAAGAAGGUGGAAAUUGGUAGCUGUGAAGUGUGUGGGGUAUUUAAGGAACCACCUUCAGUCUCAGAUGAACCUCUGGGCUCCUGUCAGUAGCAGGGCUGUGUGCGCAGUGGUGGAAAAGGGAAUCGUAUGUGGGCUUGCUGCCUAAUGAGAAGUGGAAUGAAGUGGUAAAGCAUCUCUCUUCCUCACAGUCCUUUUAGUUAUUAAAGAGAGUGAUUUCUCAUUUUCUAGUCUGUUCACAAGAAGGUGGGUUUUGUACUUAAACUGUUGACUUGUUUUUAAAAUCUUCUUACUAAAAUCAGUGUCUGUCCCAUAAUUGUGACUUGACUUGCAGGUGAACUUGCACUAUAGAUGAAAAUACACUUUCCACACAAGAAGUUUAAUGUGUUGGGGGAGGGCUGUUUCUGCUUUUGUUUGCUUUUUUUGAUCAGUGGAAGGUUAGCUGAAAUGCUGUCCUCUUAUGCUGAACUCUUUGGUAGAGAGUCGAAGGUACCUUGAAAUUGACAUUAGAGGCGGGAGAAACUUUGAGAAACCUUUUCUGUUUUUAAAAAAAGCCUCCUUAAAAACUGUAUUUUUCUGAUUAGGGAAUUUCUUUUUCCACCUUUAGUCUUCUGAAAUAAUUGAGCAUAAUCAAAUUUGAAGUCGGUGUUUGGUUCUCAAAACAUUUUUUUAGUAAGCCUUUAACUUGCUUUUCUCCCUGUCUUUAUUCUUCAGUGCAUCAGAACAAAUGUAUCUUGGAGGAAAAUGAGAACCCUUGUUUUUUGGGCCUUAUUCUUUCGAAGCCGAGACUGGCUGAGUUUUAAGGGGAGGGGCAGGUAGGUAGAGCAGAAAUGUCACAUGAAGACACCAAAAUGUGCCCUAGAAACAGUUUCUAAACUCACACUUCCGAAUUAAUGCUUUGUCAUGUUUGAACAGUUCCACUACAGAUAUUGCCUCUAUAAAGCUACAAAAAUUGUAGAUGGCUCACAAAGUGUCCAUCGGAAGUAUAGAGUAAGGCAAACAUGAAUUAAAUUGGUUAAACCCUGGUAAACUGAAAUGAAAUUAAAAUCCUUAGAAAUCAAGAUGAACAUCAGACAUCUUAGAAACAGUAAGUCCUGUCAUUUCUAUGUUAAAUCGCCCCAGGAAAGUAAACGAGAGAAGCAUGUACUGACAUGAAAAUUCAGUUGUACUACAACUUCAGGUAAAAACAAGAGGGACUUCACAUAGCACGUAGACUUACCUACCGUCUUUCAUAGGUGUUUGUUUAUAUGAGAAGUCACCCUGCUAAUUUGUGUUUAACAGUAACAGAAGAGAGGCUUUCUCUCCUUGCCAGAGGUGAAUAUUUCUUGUAACUUUUAAAAUUAACAUUGUCAAUGUAGCCUCUAUUGUCUUUCUGUUCCUUUAUCUGUGGGGAAUGCAGAGAACACAUCUUUGUGACAGAGGCCAUGGAAGUGCUAUGGGAAGAAAAAUUGGGGGAGCACCUUGAGUAACUGGUGAGCAAAACCUUUAUUAAAUAGAAGGAAAUAGAAAGAACAGGAGUAGAAAUGAGGUUUGUUGAGAAGUGGAGGGAAUCUGAAAUCAAGGAAAAGAGCUUAUCACUGUAAAGCAUCAUGAAUUGGCUGGUGUUGUGUUGGGAGGAGAGGUUGUGUGAGAGUUAUCUAACUUGAAGGCUGAAUGGCUUGCAAUAUGAAAUCUGGUACACAGAAAGGGGGAGUCAGGACAUAAGUUUCUGAGUUAUUUGACUGUAUGUUGUGGUUUUCCUCAACAGAGACAUAAGCUGUCAGAGCAUAAUUAGCUGCUCAGCUCUUGCACAGGUCUGGUAAGAGGCAUGUUCUCAUGCUUUGUGCCAUUCCAGAUGCAAUGCUAGUGCUCUGUCCUGCCUUGUCUUUCUAAGUGACUGUGAACAAGGUUUUUCAAAUAGCAGUUUUAGAAGACAGCAGUUACACUGCAAAAACAGAAGCCUAUGAGACUGUAAUAAAGGCCAGUAAGGGAUUUAAAGUAACAAUCUGACAUGGUGAAAAGUCUUAUUGUUGCUUUAAGAAAACUGAAAAUCCUCCAAAAGUGUACCAAAACUGAUUUACAGAGAGAGGAGGAGAAGUAUGUGUUUGUAGUGAGCUUGGGACCGAACACUUGCUUUGGGGAUUUGACAGGAAUGGUUUGCAGAUCAGAGAAAUAAAAAGCAUGUGUAGUAAGUCUACAGUUACAUUUGACGGUUGGAAUGAAAACCAGAGCUUUCACUUUUAUUUUAACAUUCUCUACGCUUUUUUUACUACAGAAAUCAUUGUCACUUUUUUUGCCAAAGUUGUUCUCUUCAGUGGGAAAUGUGCUUUUAAGCAUCUGAAAAUAUCUGUGGAAGUCUGAGAACAGCUUAUACCAUGUUCUGCCUCGCUGUUGGUAUCUUGCGGGACUCUUCCUUUUUGUUAGUUUGUUUUACAUCAAAAUAAUUUGUAUGACUGUGCUAGUAAGCGUUUCAUAAUGAACUAUAUAACCCAUAGAAGAAAUGUGAGAGGCAGGAAAACACAACUGGGUAUGUAGUGAGUAAUGAGGAAGGAUAUUUUUCAUUGGAUUUGUUUACCGGUUUAUGUUGACUGCAAUACUAUUAAAAUGUGGAAGAAACAAGAACUGCAGAAGCACGUGCUCAGACGUUUCAGCACACAGUGUGUAGCAGAACAAGAAGGGGGUCUUCAGCUGUUGUCUCUGUUUAUUCAUCACAUGACUGUGAAAAGGUUGCUUCAUUUUCAUAUUCUUGCUUCUAUACACAGACAUCUCUUAAGUGCUGUGGUGUAGUUUUACAAAAGUUGCUAAUAGACCAAUGUCUCCCAUUUUCCUUGUUCCCUCUCUUCCAUUUAGAGCUUUGAGAAGUCACAGCUGGGGAUGAAGCUUUCCUACAGGCUGAGCUCUCAGUCUUGGUUGUGAACCUUGUUUACUUUUCAAUUUGCUGGUUUUUUGUGAGUGCUUGAGUUACGUCUCCAACUUGGCAGACAAAGUGAGCUGGUGUUUAAAGAUGCUGAGCGCCCCUCUGCUUGCUCACCAUCCCAAGAACUGUUGGUAGCUCACAUUUACCUCAUUGCUAGAAGCAGCUUUGGACAGUUAGUAGAAAAUACCUCGUAAUGAGAGGAGUGAGUGAGGAUCUGUGUUCUGUUAUGGACAGGAAAGAGGAAAGAAAUGUCCUGUUAAAGAUGAAACAUAAGAAAUUUGUGAGGGGUUUUGGUUGUGUUAUGUUUCACAGAAACCUCUAGCUCAGUAGGCUAGACUAUUUACCAUAUUCCCAGAUUCAAGUUUUUCAGCAUCUUGUGACAUAAUCACAUCAGUGACUUGGAGAAAACUAUUGGAAAAUUUGCCUUUUCUUCAAAACUGAGGAUCAGGUGGAAAUGUUUAAUUACCAUUUACUAGAUGGAACAGAAUGAACAGUGUUUGUAUUAGAAUAUGAAAGUUUCAAAGACAAAGUUAGAUUAUAGAAGGCCUGGUCUUCCUGAUUUACCUUUUGAUCUUGAAUGGGGGGGAUACUGAUACUCUCAUAUGCAAUAAACAGAAUGUUCUGAUGAUAGAUACUUUCUGGCAAAAGGUAAAGUAGGUUGUUACAAUGGUACAAGCGCAUAAAAAUAGCCAGUUCUAAAAAUAUGAGUUUUAUCUUGUUCUUUAAUUAACUUCUGGUUUCUACUUAAUAAAGUAACAUGGAAUAUCUAGCAGGGUGCUGUGAACUAGAAUAUAUUGUAAAGUCACUUAUAAAAUCCUGUCAAUGAGGAGCAUUUGGAAAUGAAGCAUCAUGCCAGAGAGAUGUAGAAACAAUAGAGAGAGCUUGGAAUGAAUUCAAGUUGGAAAAACAAGGGGACACCAAUUAAAUCGUCCUCACCAGUUUACUAUAGUGCUCUGAGUGCAUAUAGCAUUCUGCUGUGACUGCCAGAUAUCUGACCUUAUCUGUGAGGGUGUCUGGUUCUCCUGGAAGUUGACCCACUGAUUGCAGUUGGUAUGGGAGGGAUGAGGGGAGGGACAGUGUGUGUGUGUGCUGUCUUGUCCACAGCACAAACAACCACCAGCAGAUCUGUGUUAAACCGUUCUAGUGCUGUAAUUUAAUUGUGUUACAGUAGCUGUGAGAAGUUACUAAUGCAGUGCUAAGACUGCACCAUUACAUUUACCAGCUUCUUGUGGUCGGAACUGAGAGUGGAGAGAAGCAUUAACUCAACCGUGUACGUAUUUUCUGACAUAAAUAGGUUAUACAACAAAUAGUAAAAUAUUAACUAGGAAAAAAAGGAAAAUGUUGCACAGAUACAAAACUGAUAGGUUAAAAUCUUUUUCCUGCCUGCACACACACUCUGUAAGUUGUGUAAACAAGCAAAUUGAAAGUCCUGUUAGCAUAGGUAUUUCAGUUUCUGAUCGUUCGUGUGUGUGUCUGCACGUUAGAGGAACAAAUGCACAAACUUAGUUGAAGUACAUUGGUUAUAGAGCUUGCAGGGGUUAACCUCCUGUCGUCUUGUUCUAAUUAAUCUUGUGGCUCUCUUGUAUCUCUGAAAGAUGAGAUUUUCUUCUUUGUUUGGAGACCUCAUGGACAGAAACUGUAGUGCUAGUUGACAUAGUUUGGACCAAAUGUGUGGUAAAGGAACCAGUACUUUACUAAGCACUGGUGUUUUGUCGAAAGGUAUGGAAUGAGCUAAGUUCUGCAUGAAGGUAAAUGAACAAAAAGUUCUGGGCUUGGGAAAGCUAUAUAAGUUAUUUUCAAACUUGUCCAGCAGUUGCUGGUCACAGUGGUUCUAUUAGUUACAAAAUGACUUGAAGUAAAAUUGUAACUGAAUCUUCUUAGAUUUUGUGUCAUUGGAGGCUAAGUGUCAAAAUUUAAUGGAAGCUUUCAUAUCAUAAGCUCAUCUAAUCAGAACAUCUAUCUUCCUAUGUUUUUGCAGAGUGCCUUGUACUGCACAGAGUUGCUAUGGGCCCUCCACAGGCUGUCACUGCACAAAUAAUACUGUUCGAUACCAGCCUGACGUAACUUCUUACCAUCACUGUGUCCUUUGCAAGCUGACUUUCAGUGUAGUAGCUGGUUACCAUUAGUAUCAGUGUGAGCUGAGGUGGUUUGUUACUGUUUUAGUGGCACCACUCUGCCUUGGAAAGCAUUUAUAUCUUAAGCUGUGUUACAGCAUCCACUGGGCAAUGAUUCACAGAAUCAACUGAUAUUCUUACAGAAAAAUGGCUAAGAUUUUGGGCAGAUGUAGUGAGCGGCCAUUCCUCUUAUUAGUAACCGGUACCACACUGUGUGCAUUGGAUUGUACCCAGGGAAUAAAAGGUGUGAUUUUCAGAUGUCUGCAGGAGUUAAGUUGAUAGGUGGUAAGGGAAGGGGAUGGUAAACAGGAAUAUUCUCCAUCAGCAUUAGUCAUGAUGUGGAGAACAUGGCUCAUUAUUGUUUGGCAUUUUUUGUUAAACAUCCCGUGAAAGAAUGUGCAAGGUCCAUAUGAUGACCCUGGGAAUCUGCAUCCUACAGUUUUCCCUAUAAAUGGAAAACAGGUUGCUUUGGGUGGAUAUAAAGAUCAUUAGCAUUAGCACCUCUAUGUUGGAGACAAGGAUUACAUUGUAUGGCAAAUACAACCUUUAGAGGGUGAAAGAAAAAUUGUCAGUCAAAUUUUCUUCUCUCCUUGCUUUUGGGUAUAAAGUUAGACUAGCACAAUCAUGAAAUUUUAUCAAACUUAGUAUCCACUUGCCACUCCAAUAUAAGUAUGCUAUUCACAUGCUGGGCCUUUAGGAUGUCGGGCAGAGAGAAUCUAUUCUUCCAGAGCUAUGAAGAUGCAAACGUGUUCUGUCUCUGUGCAGACAGUAGCAUGUGCAGAUAUGGUGGCAAAAAGUUGAGAAAACAUUGCAAAAAGCAUUUGAACCUCGGCUUUACUUUGAAGUUUGAGAUGAGAUAGUGUAGGUUUGGGGUAUUUAUGAAAGUGAGAAAGGGAAGGAAAUGUUAGGAAUGCUCAAACAGAAUCAUGUUUUUAGAAGUGAGCCAGCAGUGUAUCUGCAGCAAUAAUGUUUAUGGCACGUGGAGAGUAGCGAAUUUUCAACAAUAAAACUGAAGAUUUGGAAUUACGUAGGCAAACUGUAGGAUGUGAGGUGGGGAGGAAACUGCUUCCUUAUUUUUUUACCCACCUUUUACUACAGGCUGGAAAUGAGCAUGAGAAAGUAUCAUAUACCUUGACCUUACUGUAUUUUGUUGCAGCUUGUUCAAUUUCUCUAGCAAUGGUGAUGGCUCAGCUGAAAAAAUGGAUAAUUUUUGAAAGUACAUUAUAUUCACAAACUAUGAAUGCAGAAGUAAUCCUGGCUGUUAGACAAGACACCAGAGUGUGUCUUUCUUUUCUCAAGGAGUUAUUUUUCAGACUGUGACUGUGCUUUGCUUGUAGGAUCAUUGCACAGUUGUGCUAUUUUCAGCACCUUGUAGAACAGGUUGUUAAAAGCAGUUACACUGACCCACUUAACUGUCUUUCCUGUUGUGUACAAUAUAUAGGUAUUGGUGGCAAAAUGUAAAACUUCUCUCUUGUCCGAUCUGCCGUUGUGUCAGACAAUACACUUUAACCCCAUCAAAGUAUAAAACACUGAAAAUAAUACUUCUGCAAAUUGCACAGAACAACUGCUUUGAAUAGAAAGAAAAGACUUACUGAGUGACUGCUCCGUUUAUAAGAUAAGCAAGACUAACAGCAAAUUAUUAACUGAUACUUUCACUUAAUCAUAUUAGCUUUCUCUUUGCAGAUCCUGAUUACAGACCGCUUCCCAAAACUUUUUUCCUUCCACAUCUCUUUAUCAUCCGUUAUUAAGAAGCAACACUGAGUAAAGUUGAGUUGGGAUGACUUUAGCCAGUGCAAGUGCAAUAUACCCUAGCAAAGAGAACUAUGCCAAGUCUUGUUUCUCCCUUGAAAACCUUGAGCUCCCAUGAAUGGCAAGCCAAGCAGUACUGUAGCUUCUUGAAUUUAGUGGAGUUGAAACAAUUGCAUCAAGCUUUUGUUUCUUCACUGAGCUGAAUUCCAGUUUUUUAGUGAAGUAUUUAAUAGAAAAGGGCAAAACUGAAACAUCUAUUGCCAUUGCUUAGUGAUCCCUUUUCCCCUUUAAGAAUCAUAUCAAAAGCUUGUAAGUUUCUUUACUUUUAGGAAAACAUACUUUACCAUGUAAGAAGAUUUGAGCAAAUAGCUUUUUAGGAAAACAGUUUACUAGUGGAACACUUGCAAAUAGGUUCUACUUAGAAACAAAAUUGUCACUAUUUGAUACUUUGCUCAAACAAAACAGGUAGGAGAUCUGUUAGUGAUCUCUGGUGCUGUCACACUUUGGAGAAAGUGAAGUGCUCCCUGCCAUGUAACCCUGCGUAAUGCGUGUGUAAGCGUACCGAACUGCGAUACCUCUAUUGAGUGUGACCUCAUUCCAUUGCUGCUAAUUGUCUGGUGGUAACCACAGGUCAUGUGCUGUGAUUUAAGCACAUGUUGGGUUUACAGGUUCAACCACAAUUUUACAGAGUUUUCUUGUUAUUAAGUUGAUUCUCCACCAUCUUUCCAUACUUUCCUCCCCAAUAUUAAGAUGCUCAGGACAUGCACCAGCUGUAGGUUGUAUUGUUAUGCUGCUUUUCACAAGUGGCCUUAUGUGAAUAUGUAAAUGGAGAGUUGUGCUGUUUAACUCCAGCCUUAAUUUUGGUGUCUUGACUCUAGUAUGAAGUAGGCAGAGAGAAUUAUGCUUCUGCAGAUGACAGUUCAGAAAAACAAAAUUAGUUACUCACCUCUCUUUGUUUUAUUUCAGAGAUGUCUACAGUAGAUGUCUGCAGCUACACUAUUUCAGAGAGAGGAUCCUUAGUGCAAAUAAGUUAGUUUGAAUAAGCCACAGAUACAAGUUCUGUGUGUAUUGAGAAUCUUACUGAGAGAGGCUACACUGUACUUGGGAUCCUAUAAAAUAGGACAGUAAUGACUCUAAGCUCGAUAGGAUGUCUGCAGAUAAGGAGAAAUUGUGAUUAUGUGUGUACUAUAUAUAAGAAUGGUAAUAUAGGGAGCAGUGAACACUAUCAUAGAAUGUCCUCAGGCUGCACAGGGAGUUACUCAUAGUUUGCCCAUGAUCCAAUACCACAAAAAUGAGCAUUUGAGGUACUGUAUUAGUCUUAAGUGCCUAGGGUACUGUAGUCUUAAGGUGCUGUGUUAGGAAAACAAAACACAUGGAAUUCAGUAGAAGAGCAUAUUUUUACCAGGGGAGGAAACAGUUUCAUGAAGUUUCCCAAAGGGGUUUGUUAAUCGCUUCUAAAUCAUAGCUUCCUAUUUCAAGCUUCUAUUAGCUUGAGUUGGAAAGAAGCUUCCUUUCUACUGUUAGUAAUGUUGCUGAUGAAAGGAUGAAUGAAUAAAUGACUAAACUUUUAAAUAGAUCAGAAUGACUGUGGUCUGGGACAACACACUGAAAAAAGUACUUAUCUUCCUUCAUGUAGUAGGUCUUAAUAUCAUUUCUGUUUCUGUACUACUCAUACAAAGUAGUACUACAAGACAUGAGCCAGUAACUGAAAUUUUCUCUUUAAGGAUAUUUGAGUAACAAAAAUAAUCAGUACCCACAUACCUUUCUACAGAGGGAAACAUUUUUCUAGCUGUGGCCUAACUUCAAGGUCCAAGGGGUUAAAUGUAUUCUUAGUACUUAAUUUACUGCAACAACAGACUCAACCAAGAAAAAAAGAUGUGUAGGUGCCAAGGAAACUCUCACAAGUUGAAUAAGCUACUAGCCUCUGGGAAUUUCAUCCUGAUACACAUGGUACAUAUUAGGCGCUUUUGUGGGAAAAUUGUAUUUUAUAGAAUGUGAAGGAAAAACAGCAUAAUUCACAAGAUGAUCAGAAUACAAAUGCUUUGUUAAAGGAAUUUUUACUGUAAGCAAAGAGCAGACAAGCAGGAGAUCAAAUUCAGUGGGAACAGGUAAAUUAAAGUUUCAGUUAUACUAUAAACAAUGCAUAAGUGAAUCUUAACCAGCACAGCUGACUAGAAGAAACAUGUAAGCCUUACUGCUUUCUUUAAGGAUGAAGGCAUUUUUCUCAUUUUUACAUAUCCCCAUCAAAGCCAUCCAGUUUCAGCCAAGCUCAACAGAAGAGGUGAAAGUCUUAAGGAUGUUAAGUUUUUUCAUGUUUUAUGAAAAUUGGUAGCUUGUGGAGAGGGGGACAGACCACCGUUAGUGCCACCAGUGAAGGACAAGCAACACAAAGGUUAUACUGGCCUUUUUCACUGCCCCUUUUCUCGACCCGUCAGCCUGGAUACACAUCAGCAGUUGCUAACUCCUGCUCAGAAACAUGGGAGGCUGACUGGUUGUCCUGCCAAGCGAGAAGCUGGAAGACAUCUCUGGAGAGAAGCCUUGGGAACAGGUGAGGAUGUCCAAGGCACAUAGACUACACAUAGUAGUGUUAGUUUUCUCAGCAUGGGACUCAGAAGAUCUAGGGAAGGAUGAGCAGAUUAUGCUUUCUCAUACUUCUUUUCCAGCCUCCCUCAGAGGCAGAAGAGUAAAUUUUGGAUCCCCUUCUUUUGAAUUUCUGCUCUCCAUGUGGUGAGAAGUAUGAGAAGCGAAAGUGCAAGCACAGUUUGUCUAUCUGUUUUUGAUUUCUGAUGAAGCCAGUUAACUGCUGCUGGGAGUAAGAGGAUAAAUGAAGCCCCUUUUAUAGAGGACAUCAGCUUCAACAUGUGCCAUAACUUCAAAAUAUCUCAAUACUAGUAACAUCCAGAGGGAAGCGUACAAAGCAAGAACUUCUCUAAGGGUGAGAAAAAUCACAGUCGAAGAAACAAGGUGGCUGUUGGAAUGUAGAAAGAAUUAUUGGUAACUCCAUAUCCAGAUGUUGCUUGCUAAUGAAAAACUAUCUAGAAGAAUUGUAACCAGAAAAAGUCCUGGAUUAAUUUAAUUUGGUAACAGAUUCCCAGUCCAAAUUCUUAAUCUGAAUGAUUUCCCAGUAGUUUGAGUGUCAAACUAUAACUGGUGCCACCAUUUUUAUUUUGUAUUGUUCUCACUUAAAAGAGUGUAUUGAAAAAGAUCCUUCUUUGUGACCCCUGGGAGCAGACAGUGUGAAAUGAAAGACCUGUCUUAGUCCAAAGCAUUUAAGUAAAAAAUAAAGGGUUGGUUUAGAAAUCUGCAAUAAGCAGCUCCUGUCUCCUUCAGUUGUUAAAUUAAGUUGCUUUCACGGGAGUGAGAUAUUAGUGAAGCUUUUAUGCUGUUUCCCAAAGAACAUUGUCUUUAGUCACUACCUCUGUUCUAGGAGAGGCAUUCAGAACAGAGUUUAUUCUGUGCCCUCUGAACUCCCAGCCACAAACUGAGGGGCUAAGAAUGUGGAAAAAAAAUUUAUAUUUAUAUAUAUAUAUAUAUAAAUAAUUGUUUUAAGGGGACCCUUUAAGAUAGGAGGGACAAGCCAAAGGUUGGUUAGCCAUGGACUGGGGAUCUUAGUGGAGGUUUAGUGUCCUGGAUAAGCUGUAUGGAUUGACCUGAAGUCCAGACAUCACAUUUCCUACCCAACUGUAUAAGGAUAAGAUGUACUGGUGGCUGUGAGGUGUUCAGUGUGGAGAGGUGAAGGUUCUCUGAAUAUGUAGAAGGGACAUAGCUGUAUGUUUUUGGCUAUUCUUCAAGAAGCAGCAGUGGCAGAGUCAGAAGUAUGGAUUUUUGUCCAUCCUUGUAUAUUUUUCUGUGAGGGAACUUGGUUGAGAGUUGAGAAAAGAGCAGGAAGUGUUCAAUACAGGUCAACAUAGAUGUGUAAGGUUGUUUUUUUCUGUAGCUCCAUGGAAAUGAUCCAUUUAUUUUACUGUGUCGAAGCCAUACCUCAAAGUCUCUGCCAAAUGUGUAGGUCACUGACAGACAAAGCUUGGAAAACUCUUGUACUGUAAAAGCAGUCAGUAUGGAUAAAAAGGUGAAAAUUGUGUAAUUCAAUAGUUACAAUAUUUACGUUAACAUAACAAAGGAGAUCUAUCACUUUAACUUAGCAAGCAUAUGUGUUUUCCACAAGUGAGGAAUAGGCUUUAAUGGAAACACUUUCACAAGUUCUUUUCUGCAGGUUCACAGGCCAAAUGAAGAGUUUAAAUAUAGAACUAUGUUGGGCCUGGUGUAUUGUUCGAUAGAAAUAUCAAGGGGUUUUACAUUGAGUAGUAUCUUAUUUAAAACUUCUUUAACUGUGUUGCAGGUGUAAGCAGGUUGCUAAUGAAACAGCUAAAUGUUGCUAUACAGAGAGGUAUUAUUAGCAGAAGAAAUAACUUGAAAGGGAUGUGAAGUUCAAGUGUGGGAGGAAAGGUAAAAAUAACAAAAUAAGGCUUACCUAAAGCUAAUAUCUAAACUCAAAGUGGCAAGAAUUAAUUGUAGGGAAAUACCUAGGAAUUAGAUCUGGGAAGGAGUGAGGCAGGCUGAGAAGCUCAUAAUAAGCAGCAAAUAUAUUGGAUUGUGUUGGGUAUCUGUAGAAACAGAAACAGCUUCUGCAGUAUCUUCAGGAAAAAGCACUGCAGAAUAUAGUGAGGAGAGAAGUGACUCCAGCCUUGCUGCAGGGAGGCGCGGACAGUUGCUCUUCCUUCAGGGCUCUACUGCGGGAGACCGUGGGCGGAAACGUGUAGAAAGAGGAAGGAAUUGCCCCCUGGAGGGGGACCACAGAUUUUAAUGUUUGGUCUGUUAUUAAAAGGAGACAGUUUGCCUUGCAGAGUCUGGUGCUUUUAGAAGGGCUCGCCUAGUGAGACUGGUUUCAUUGCUCUACAUUAGAUAUUACCUGGAUAUAUUCAGAGUUUUCUGUUCUUGUUACUUAUGCUUUACUUUGUAGCCAGAGAUCUGUUGCUUAAGAAGGGUAAGAUUAGUAGUUUUUCUCAAAACAAAACAUACAGUGUUAUGUUAUAUGUUGGUUACCAGCAUGAAAUCUGAGGUUAGGUAUCAAGAAUCUGUUUGAUAGCCCCAUACAAUCUACUACAAAGAAAUUGAACUCCAGUGAAAACCAGCCUUGGUUACCUAGAGGCUUUAAGGUUAUCCUGAGGAGACCGCUUCCACUGCCACUGUGUUUUCAGAUCUGUAAAUCCAUGCUCGGAUGUCUGAGGUCUGAAGUGCGGUGUGUUUGGUGCCAGAGACAACUAGCUUUGCAGGAUUGCUGCUGUGAAGCAUCUUAAAAGAUGGGACUAAAAUCAGAAAGAUGCUCUAAUUGAUAAUGUGCUGCUGUCUGUAAGUUGUGUAAUUCCAGUGGCAUUGAAUUAUCUUUGUCAUAUUCUUGCAUUUCUGUUUGUUUCCUAUAGCUGCUGUAUAUGUUUAUGUGGGCUUUACUGUGUCUGUGAAAGUAAUUACAGGUUUGAAGUACUCAGGUGCUCUGUGUUCAUGAACAGAUAUGGUAAAUAGAGCUCAAAUGGAUUAGGUGGUUUAAAGGACUGACAGUUGCAAAGCAAUAUUUCCCAGCACUUACUGCUCAGUGUCCUCUUAAGGUAACUGCUGUGUUCUGAAGUCACAGUAAUUGGUACUUAUUAUUGGGAAGUAUUGUGGAAAGCUUCUGGUGUGAGAGAGAGUUCACGCUAAAAAUUGAGAUAAAUUAUUCUCAUCUGUUGCUGUAAGGCUUCACCUAGGGCAUUGUGAAAGGGUAUGUGUAUUCAGUGGUGUCUUGACUCGUUACUUUUUGCAUGUUUGUUUGAAGCUGUGUCAAUGACAUUUAUGAGCAUGUGCUCACGCAUCCUAAUUAUGUUAUCUGAACAAAGUGUGUCGCAGAUUUAUUUUAACUCUUCAUUGUGGUGUUACAGUUCUUGCUUUUCAACACUGCUUUGAGGUUUCUCAACUUUUCUGAUUUUUCUGUUCUGUUUUUAAAGGGAUGAGGAGAAGAUAAAACUUCAUAAGUGUUACAGCAAUUCAGUUACCCAGAGUAAUUACUGUUACACAGCAGAAGAGCAGAUAUAUAAUUACCUGAAAUAGCCAGUCAUCCAGUUUAGAGAUCGCCUUGACUUCUUACAUUCAUAAGUAGGUUAUUGUACUAAGUGAUAGGUACUUAAAAUGGAAGUACAGUUUAAAUGGUGUCCUUUUAAAAUUUAUAUUAUGUUUCUCUAUACAUUGAUUUCCAUUUGUUAUUACCUUUUGAGUGUAGGAAGUUCUCUAGAAGUUGUCAGCUCAUGGCCUGGAUGGGUGUGCUCUUUGGAUAAAGAACUGGCUGGAGGGCCAGGCCCAAAGAGUUGUGGUGAAUGGAGCCAAAUCCAGUUGGUGCUGGGUCAUGAGUGCUGCUCCCCAGGACUCAGUAUUGGGGCCAGUUCUGUUUAAUCUCUCUAUCAGUGAUCUGGAUGAGGGGAUCGAGUGCACCCUCAGUAAGUUUGCACAUGACACCAAGUUGGGUGGGAGUGUUGAUCUGCUGGAAGGUAGGAAGGCCAUACAGAGGGAUCUGGACCAGCUGGGUCAUUGGUCUGACGCUGAUUGUAUGGGGUUUAACAAGGCCAAGUGCCGGGUCCUGCACUUGGGGCAGAACAACCCCAGGCAGCGCUACAGGCUCAGGGAAGAGUGGCUGGAAAGCUGCCUGGAGGAAAAGGACCUGGGGGUGUUGAUUGACAGCCGGCUGAACAUGAGCCAGCAGUGUGCCCAGGUGGCCAAAAAGGCCAAGAGCAUUCUGGCUUGUAUCAGGAAUAGUGUGGCCAGCAGGACUAGAGAAAUGAUUUUGCCACUAUACUCGGUGCUGGUGAGGCCCCACCUUGAAUCCUGUGUUCAGUUUUGGGCCCCUCGCUACAUGAAGGACAUGGAGGUGCUGGAGAGAGUUCAGAGAAGGGCAGUGAAGCUGGUGAGGGGUCUGGAGCACAAGUCUGAUGAGGAGUUGCUGAGGGAACUGGGGCUGUUUAGCCUGGAGAAAAGGAGGCUGAGGGGAGACCUUUUUGAUCUCUACAACUACCUGAAAGGAGGUUGUAGCAUUAUUUUAUCUGUGGUAGAGCUUAACAGUGUCUGGUGCUUAUGAUUGUUCUUGAAAGAAAAAUUGGAUUAGAUAGGGCACUUCUUGCUCAGAAUAUUAUUUUCAGUCUGUCUGUUUUCUGCUCUUGACUAAAGCAAAAUGUUUGCUCUAAGGAAAAGAUGCUGUUAAUUUUUCGUUUCCUCAAAGUCUGCCCUGGAACAGAAGGUGGUUUUAUCUUUUGUGCUGACCUAAGAGAAAUGUAAACAGUCGGGGAGAAUCAAGAAUGUUCAUUGUCUACUCUUAUGUGGACCAUAAACCAGUGUAAUUGUUUUUUAUGAUGCUGUUAGUUGUGUACAUAAGUAAAUAUUCCUAAUAAAGUAACAUCAGGGUGUUUUGGAAGGUAGUAGUUCUAAAAAUAGGGGGGUUUUACUAUGUAUAUUUUCAAUAUCUGUCCUUUUAUUACUUCUCUUAGUCCUUCUUUUAAUUAUGUUUACCAGGUUUUGCUUGAAGGACUGUUAGAAGUGAAUCAGAGAUCAUGAGUGUGUCUCAUACCUCAAAACCUGCAAAAAGCCUAUUUAUCCAUUCCUACAGGUGACAGCUGUGUGACUGAUCUGUUGUAUCUCUUUUAACAUUUCCUGUCAUCUCAGUCUAUCUCAAUGGCACUGCAUAUUGACAUGCAGUAUCCUGGCAAACAGCCACGGAAGUAAUUUUAGUUUCUGGAGCAUGCGGCUGAAUUACUGCUGCUAACAGCAAUUGGUUCCUGAAGAUGGAGGUGGAAGUUGGGUACUGGAGUGAAAGCCUUCUCCUCACCCUGCUCUGCCUCAUGGUUCUCUGAACCUUUCAGCUGUGGUGCUUGUACUGGUGCAUGUUACUGCCUUUGCUUCAGGUUUUUGUACUUUUGAACACUGAGUCUUCAGAGCUUCAAUUUUAUUAUUGUUAGUGUUUUCUUUGAAUUAUAUUGGGUUAUGUGUGUGUGUAGGAUUCUUGAAAGCCUAUUCAGCAUGAGGCUGCGAAUGGACAUAUUUCUGACAUCGUGACCUUGUUACUGAAAAAAAAAAAAGGGGGUUUUCUUGUUGUUGUGCUCAUUUCUCUUAGAUGACAGAGUAAUUAGAAGUAGCCCUUAGUACAGCUGGUUGCAGGAAGCAGUGGGGAGGUCAUGGUGCAGAAGAGGAGACUGAGGGGUGAUCUUAUUAAUUUUUAUAAAUAUACAAAGGGUGAGUGUCACGAGGUUGGAGCCAGGCUCUUCUCGGUGACAAACAAUGGUAGGACAAGGGGUAAUGGGUUUAAACUGGAACACAAGAGGUUCCACUUAAAUUUGAGAAGAAACUUCUUCUCAGUGAGGGUGACAGACACUGGAACAGGCUGCCCAGGGGGGUUGUGGAGUCUCCUUCUCUGGAGACAUUCAAAACCCACCUGGACAUGUUCCUGUGUGACCUCACCUAGGCGUUCCUGCUCCGGCAGGGGGAUUGGACUAGAUGACCUUUCGAGGUCCCUUGCAAUCCCUAGCGUUCUAUGAUUCUAUGGGUGGUGUGGAGCAAGGAGAUGGUCCUGGGUGCGGGACCAGGCCAGGCGCAGGCUGCCUAUUUCUGCUGCUGCCGGAGAGGAUGUGGAGUGGCAGAGGUUCAGCCCUUGCAUGCUGUGAGCUCUGCCUGCAGCAAGAAGUACGAGGGUGUAUGCGGGUUACAGCAGUCACAGAGCCCUUCCUGAAAGGGAUGGGUAGACCAGAGCAGCAUUGGCACAGGAGAACCCCCUUCCAGUGUCUGCAGCCCCAAAAUUACAGCCUUGUGAUACUGCUUGGUCAACUUGUGGGCCAAGUGAAGCUUUUCUGCCAUUGUUCCAUCUUCGUUUCUGUUUGUGCUGAAUAAGGAGGUGCUUUAUAGCCACUCCUUACUGUUCUUUUGAAGAGACAGUGGUCUUAACUUGAUGACUGCAAUUAACAGGUUGCUGUCCUUGGGUCAAGGUUCUCCCUAGAAGGCUGCAGUUGCUGAUAAGUCUCCAAAAGGGCCUGAAGACUCCUGUGUAACCUGCCUGCAGUGCAGCUACGGUAAAUGGCAGCUGAGCACCGUGUUGGGAAAAGGGAAAAAAAAAAAAAAGUAGGGAAGGGAGGUGUUUUAGCAGUCAGUUUUCAUGGUAUGUUUUCUGCCUUGGGAGUUUUAUCUUGGGUUGAAAGACAAAGACAAACAGGUGCUGUAAAAAUGAGGCAGGCAGACUUGCGCCUGCUGUUUGGCCCUGUUUCAUGCUUACCUGUUUGAAAUUAAAUUAAUAGGAACAUCUUAAAUGUAAAAACAAACAUCAUCUGUCUUUGAUAUAGCAUGAUAUUUUAAAAACAUCUGAUUGGUGGAAAGAUGUCUUACCAAAAGCAUGCAGUAAAAUGAGUGAGGAAGCUUGCUUUGAAUUCUCAUCAUUAGCCUCAUGUGGCUACCUGUUCUCCUCUUCUCUCAAAAUGUCAAACAGCUGAAUAGUAUAAUUUUGUGAUCAUUACCUGCAUGCCAGCAUAUAUAACAUCUGCAUUACCUGCAUGUAAACAGUGCUCUUAGGCUGUGUUUAUGCCUGGAGCAUACAUUUACAUCAUAUUAAUCAUGUGUUUGCACAUGGACUUCAAAUCUUUGUACUUCAGGCUAUUUUUGGUUAUAGAGCUUUGUAUUGCAUUAAUGUAAACACAUUGUAUAAGUAAUUGUUCCAGCCUUAAUGGUGCACUUCUGUAGUUUUAAGCUCAAAUCAUAUUAAUAUGUCAGUGUUUUUCUUAGGAUAGCAUACUUUAUUGUAUUUUCCCAUUUGCUAAUGAACGGUGUUAAUAAAAUGUGCUUGAAGAUAUUUUUUUCUCUUCCUUCUUAGUUCCACUCUCCAGUUAUUAAAAUAACUGUGAAAUUUAGUCUAGCCUUCAUGAUCUUAUGUUCAGCUUCUCUGAACAGCAUCAGGAAAACUUUCACGUGGACCAUGGAAGCAAAAUCUGUUUUGUUUUACAGUAUGUUAAAUGUGAAGAAAGAACCAUUGUAAUUAAUAUUGCAAUACUUUUGUAGGAAGCAAAUUCCUGCUGACCUGAGUUAAAAUAUACUGCAGUCAGUCUGCAGGCUUCAAAGGGCAGUGAAGUUACAUAGUGGGUUUUUUCCCUCCAUGUGCAAAAUGCUAUUGUGACAGAUAAAUAAUGAGGAUGUGCUAACUCCAUUGAAUUACUACUGUCUUGCUCCUAAAUACUAGUUAAUAUUAUUUCAAAUACAAACUCUGUAUUUAUUGUGAACAGUAACUGAAUUAUGUUCCUUUCGUGAACAUGUGACCUUAUCCCGUCUCAGUUUCUUAGUUUUAAAUACUUCGGUUCAUGUUCUGUGAAGUUCUCUGUUACUUGGCUUUAGCUGGAGAGUGCUGAUUCAGUCCAGGAGCUGUUCUAGCCGUGCAGAAAUCCACUUGUUUUUGUUGCUGGAAGUACUUAUGGGUUUGGUUUUUAAUUGUCAUUUAAAAAGUCAGCUGCAUUUAUGAUGACUAGUCAUAACGAUGAAUGGUGAGUGCUGUAGCAGAUUUUUUCUUUGCUUCUGAAUAUUAACAGAAGUUCUACCAGGCUGCACUACAGGCACAGAUUCUCAGCUCUUGUGUCUUAAUACAAUGGAAGGAUUUGUACUGACUUUGAGCAUGGGGCGGCAGUCAGCUUUUCUGUUUUUAAGCGGUCCCAGAUGGGGAGACUUACCUUAUCAAGGCUGCUGCAAACACAUAUUUCAUGUGACACUGUUCUUUAAAGGAGAAAUGUUCCGACGUUUUUCUAAGUUACCAUAUAGGCUCCACAGCCGUACAAAUAGAUUGCAUUUACUUGAUCAUUAGUGAAAUAAAAUAACCACAAAGAACUGAGAGGUGUGAUGGAAAAGUUCUUAGCCUUGGUUUGCAUUUCAACAGAAAAAGUUUGACAUCAUUGGAACACAAAGUACUUUUGAUAACCCUGAAAAUAUUUAUUCCCAGUUUGAUCUUUGCAUAGGAUAAUGAAGUUAAAAUAGAGAACUAGGUAACUAGGUAUUUAUUUUACUUUCUCAAGUGCGUGUCUGGAACUUAAGAAAAAAUAUUCUCUGUGCUGUCUUUUACUGAGCGGAGAGAAAUAUGUGGUUAAUAACCAGGACAGAAAUUACUUCAAAUCCUGCAACUGUGGGACCUGUUUUCCUUAGUAAAAGAGAGAAUCCCAAGGGCUGUGUUUGUUACACAUCUAUGAAAAUACACUGAUGUACAAUUACUGAGAAUUUUUAUUACUUAAAAAAUAGUGAUGGUAUCUACAGGACAAAUUGAUGUUUGCAGUCAAAGUUUCCAAUGCUGUAUCUAGUGUUUUUUCCACAAAAAAGAAAAAAAAAAAAAAAAAAAAAAAAUCUGUUUUACUAUGUUAAUAUCCAGACAGCCUUAUUUGCAGUUCACUUGUGAGGGAUCUUUCCUGUUCAAGGGUUUUCUUCUUUUGCUUCAGUGGUGUCGUUUUCCAAGAAAGUCUUGUAGACUGGGUACUUUCUGGAAGUCUUUUACUCUGAUCCAUUGAUACCUGGCAUAUAUGUAUAUAUAUAUAUAUAUUUUUUUUUUUUUUUUCAACAGUCUUUUGAGAACCACUUCCUGUUGGGGUAAAAAUAAAAUCUAGAAUGGAAAGGUGAAAUGUCGUGCAGGAAUAACUUUAGUUUAAAUUUUAUUUUUUUAACUUCUCUCAUUCCCGUCUUAGCUGGAGGAAACCUGGGGGAGCAGACAGUAGGAGUGGGAACCGUGAACUGUGAAUUGCCUUAGACAUCUCCGUUAAGGAUUGCUGUUUGCGUGUGCAGUGCGGAACAUAGCUGAGUAGUUUCCUGUGCCCUUCAGUCAAGAGGAGUGGCUUCUGUACCAUCUGUGACAUGUGCUGGGGUCAGAAAGCUUGCAGGUACCUGAUUAUCUUUUGAUGUCUGCAUAUGGUGGGGCAGUCAAGAGAAGUGCUCCUCCUCCUGGAAGUCCUGGAAAAGGUGGGAAAACACAGUUUAUUGAUAGUAUGGCAUUUCAAGGUCCCGUGGAUGAUUUGCUGUCAGCCCGUGUUGCUCUAGAAUCUAGCAUGUGGGGAGGAGCUUUUAAAUCCUUUCCCCCACUUCUCGCACUUCAGCAAAGCUGGAAAAUGCUAGACAAAUAAGUUGUGUGAAUUUCAACUGUGUAAGUUUACAGAAGAGGGAGCUAUCAAGUUAAGGUAGCCUUUGCCUGUCCUCUGGCAGUACAGAUUGCUUUCUUCUUCACAGUUAAUGAAUGAAGGUAGGUUCUUUCCUGUCCGCAGCAUGCGUACAUUAAAUGAGCUUGUAUGGCAUUAUGAAAUAGUGAGGAUACCUUAGGUCCCUCUUCUAAUUUCAACAGUUUAUGUCAAAAUACUUAGUAAUUGUGCUUUGGUAUUUUAUAUGUACUGCAAUAAAUAAAUAAAUAAAUUAGUAAUUCCUGAAUCUGUUCAAUUUACAGUUUCAUGUUCUCAAUUGUUUACUGCAGAUAGUAAAUGUGCUCUGAGAAUUAGUGUAAGAAACCAUUCCUUUACUAAAAAAUUAUUGACAGCACUGUAAAUGUGAAAGUGCAGGUUGUUCCACCUGAAUCAGAAGAUAUAGGAAGCUCAUUACUGUGAACUCAAAAUCGUGUGUUCAAGGUUUACUACCAUCUUUGUGUGCUAAGAGGAAGAAUUAGGAAGGCAUAUGUGGCCUUUUAACUGUGUAAAAAAAAAAAAAAAAAAUAAAUGCAGCAGCCCCUCCCCCCAACAAACAAACAAAACCCAAACCAAACCCAAACCAAACAAAAAGAAAUCCAAACAAACUUAGUCUUUCUUAGUCUAUUUUUGUUCACGAUAAGAAAUUUGAUCAUGAGUGAGUGGAUGUUUACUACUCUCUCUGCUGGUUUUUCAGCAACGUUUAAAGACCAGUGCAGAGUUAAGUACUACGGUAAGACCUGGAUUUGGAUAACCUUGUUGGGCAUGACAGAGGUUUUUUCCCCUUCCCUGCCCUCCUGGCCCUCCUGUCUUGCAUAUGAGUUUGAUCUCAGUUGAUGAAGUCUUUAUCACACAGUCAGGGAGUGAACACAACAGACAGAAAAUGUCACUGGAAAAGUUAGUGUUCACUUUAUUUAAAAGGUUAUAAGCUGUAUCUUGCCAUCCUAUCCAGCUCACAGAAGUGGUGGGAAUCUGGGUAUUCAGUAUGUAGGGCAGGGAGCUCAGUAUGAUUGUAAAUGCAAUGCUGAAAGGUCAGCCUUAGUUCUCUUAGUGCCCUUUGUGGCUUUACUUCAGGGUUGUAUCUGUUUCAUGAAAUACUUGUCAGCAUAAGGUGUUAAUUAAUUGGGAAUUCCUUAUUCCUCGUGGAGGAAGUACUGUUUAAUCUGCACUCAAAUUGGUAAGUUUUGCUAGAUUUUGUUAGAACCUGCCUCGCAAUUUGUUGGUACUAAUGUCUGAGAUGUGCCUGAAGGUGGGACAUAAUGGACCUGUUCUCUUCCUGGCUCUUUUUGUGUAGAGUCCAAGUACCGGAGCCCACCAGCUGUGAAGGUGAGCUACUGACUAGCAGAGUCAAAGAGCUUUUACAGAAAUGAGAGCUGGAUGUUUAAAGCUGACCUUAAGGAGGGAUUUGGUACCACUGUCUGCCUUCCGCUGAAAGUGAAUUCUACCGAUUUGUUGUGGGGCUUCUUUUAACGCACGUUGUGCUGAAUUGAAGGAAAAGUUGGUCAAAGGGUGAGCAAAUUAUAGGCAAGAAUCUAUAAAAUACCAGUAUUAAAAAGUUAUGAUUAAACCAGGUCUUAUUAGAAAGCUUUAAUUCCUCCAAGCACCCACUUGGUUUAUCCUGCAAGGUGCACAAAAUAUAUGUCAAUCAUUACAGUCAUUUUUCUGCGUCUUUCUGAUGUUGUGUCAGCAUCUGCCUAAAUGGAACUUCAGCCUUUCCUUAGUUCUUCGGACUGCAUUUUUAAGAAAGGAAAAAUCUAUUCACAAUGAAGUGUUUAACAAUGUUGGAGUGGCAAAUGAGUCUCACGUUAAAGCUUUUGAAAAGGACAGGUCCUACUAGAAUUUUGUUACUGUUAUCUCCCAAGUCUUCAGUGUGGUCACUGCUACUGAAGUUUCAUCAUCAUGGCUUGAUUUGCAUCAGUUCCCUUGGUGUCUGUUACUGUCUGAUGCAACACAUGGGAAGGCAUGUGUGACUACAACAAAAGAAAAAUCAGUGCUUCACUUAUAAAAUAGAGAAGCAAAACAUUUGCAAUAAAAGAUUUAAGGCAUUUAUGUGACCUGUGUAGAAAGCAUCUUCCACUGACAAAUAGGGGACAGAUAAUUUACUACUCAUAAAUUCCUGUCCUGACUUGCUGUGAUCUUUGGUAGCUCUUCAUGCUUUCCUUUAAAGAUAUCCAUUGGUAUCUUGCAGUUGGUCUCUGGAAGGCAUGUUUUGUUAGAGGAACAUUUCAAUAAUUUUUAUCUGUGAGUUACUGUACUUGCAUGUAUUAGAAGGUUGGUUCAAAAUGAACAGAUCAUCAUAGCCAGUAUGUUUCUGACUAUUCCUGUUGUUUGUGAAGUGUUUGUAAUACAGCUGGGAUUGCAGUUGAGUGUCUAAAUAGUGCUUUAUCGGGGGUAGUUAGGUGACAGUAUACUGUAGGUGAGCACCUGAGAUGUGCACAGUACUGGAAGCCAGUACCUGUGCAGUUAGCUGCAUGUGUCUGUACGUGUGUGUGCUCCUCUAGCAUUACAGAAAAAUGGCAUUCCAGUAUGAGAACUACUUCUAGUCCUUAGACCUUAGCCUUCUUACUCUUAACUUUUAUACCUUUCUCCUUUCCCUCUGUCAUUUAACAGCUUUUGUGGUCUUUUAGUUUUAUAGAAUCAUGGAAUCACUUUGGUUGGAAGAGACCCUUAAGAUUGAGUCCAACCAUAACCUAAAUCUAGCACUAAACUGUGUCCCUAAGAACCUCCUCUAAGUCUUUUAAACACCUCCAGGGAUGGUGGCACCACCACUUCUCUCGGCAGCCUGUUCCAAUGCUUCACAACCCUUUCCGUGAAGACCUUUUCCUAAUACCCAAUCUGAACCUUCCCUGACGCAACUUAAGGCCAUUUCUCCUCAUCCUAUUGAGGCGAGGAAAUGACCUUACAACCCUUGGGACUGUAAAGAAUGUAUGUAUUUACACAGCGCAGGACACACGGGGGAUAACUCUGCCCAAGAUGUGUGUAAAAUUACAGGAGCUGUGAGCUUGGUUAAAUGCAGUAAAGUGUUACAUAUUCAUUAAAGUUUUUAGGAACGCCUAUACAUAUUCAUAACCUGUCCCCGAGAAGGCGGUUCUUAUUACAAUGAGUUCUGGGAGACCAUUUCCAUAGUCUCCACCUCUGAUUCCUCUUGGUUGCAGCUGCGCAGUGGCCGUGAACCUGGGUCCUCUUUCUCUGUACACGGUCACCCUUGGUCCAGUGUGAUGAGUUGGUUAGGACUCAGACUGCUGAGUUGGUUAAAACUGGGGUAUCUCCUGUCCUGUGCCCAAGUUUCUGUUAUCUAGUUCACCCAAGGAUGCACCCAAGGAUUAUUAUUUUUGCAAGGCGUCAGCAAACUCCUGUUUCUCGUACAAUAAAUUACACAAAUCUAAGUGAGGCAAGGCAAUAGUAAUGUGAGUUAAAGGGUUAGUUCUCUGUUAGCUCUUUAAGUCUUUUAAGUGUUAGUUUGUAAGCAUUAAUUAGUUAAUUCUUAGUUAAUUGUUAAUUCCCUGUAUCACUAUGAGUUGCUACUUGGGAGAAGAGACCAACACCCUCCAUGCUACAACCUCCUUUCAGGUAGUUGUAGAGAUCAAAAAGGUCUCCCCUCAGCCUCCUUUUCUCCAGGCUGAACAGCCCCAGUUCCCUCAGCCGCUCCUCAUCAGACUCGUGCUCCAGACCCCUCACCAGCCUCAUUGCCCUUCUCUGAACUCUCUCCAGCACCUCCAUGUCUUUCUUGUAGUGAGGGGCCCAAAACUGAACACAGGAUUCAAGGUGGGGUCUCAGUGGCACUGAGUACCGUGGGAUGAUCACUUAUGUAGUCCUGCUAGCCACACCGUUCUUGAUGCACGCCAGGAUGCUGUUGGCCACCUGCGCACAUAAGUCCAAGCUCCUAUACAAUAUUCAAACAACUUUUGCUAUAGUUAGAGCUGUGUUUGAUCUAAGUUCCCGUCUGUGGUCUCAAGCAUACCAGUGUUACUACUUGUUACAGCAAUAUUCACCCUGAAGUAUAAUGAAACAUGGCGAACAGAAGGGAUGCUACAAAAUUGUGUCGCAUAAACUCCUGUUUCGAUUUCAAAAUUGCACCUAAGACUGCUUUAAGGGACUGGUGUAUCUGUGUUUAUCAAAUGCAUUUGCAAAUACCUAAGACUAAAGCUUUCACUUAUGGAGAGAGAUUAUUCUACAUUCUGAUAAAGAUACAAUAACAGUAUGGUAUCAUGAACUUCUUAUAUUGCCUUAGGUUGGCAGCAAAAACCCCAGCUUAUUCUGUGUCCAGUGGGCCUAAAUAAAUCUGCAUAGUUUUGCUUUUCUUUUUACUUAUCUUCUGCUGGCCCUACAGUUCUCAUGAGAAGAGACAUGGUUAUAACUGGUUUGUAAUUCUGCAUAGUGCUGGCUGCUUCUCCCCGCAAGCUGGUGAAAAUGUCCUCUAGAACUGUCUUCUCACUGCAGGCACUAAUUUUUAACCGGAUAUGUAUGAAUCUUAGGGCCCUAAUGGUUGUAGAGACUGUAUUGAAGUUGGACUACCUAGUCAAAAGGUGUAGGACAGGGGGAGGAAAUGUGUAGUGAUCAUACAAGCUGUUUCACAGGAAAAAAAGAAAAAAGGAUGAAAAUAAUUAAGUCUUAAGGAUACCAUUGUGCAAGAGGCUUUGUUUAUCUGGUGCUCAAAAUGCGUUUCUAGGUGCCACUUCAGAGGAGAGGAGCAGUCACAGGGGAAAUGCCUCUGUCCCUCCGGAUGAGGAGCAAAUUGUUUGUCUGCUUAUCUGCCUGGUCUAGCGUAGCUGUGUUUGUGUGUGGUUGGUUUAUUUAUUUAUCUAUUUAUUAACGAGCUUUGAGAAGCCUGUUAUGGUUUCCAGGCGUUCCCUUCAAAAAUCACUCCUUCCUAGUUCCUGUUAUUGAUGUAGCUCUGUUGAUCUAUACCUGUAAUUUGGUUUUGUUUGUCUUUUCCUUUUCUACUACAGUCUUUGUUUCCUCUCAUUUUUUUUUUCCUCUCUGCCUUUUCUGUGGUUCACCUCUCUUGCCACUUCCCUCGCCUCGACUCAACAAACAGUGCUAGCAGGAUGGUUGUCUGUCGGCUUGGCUAAACCACGCAUGUCACUGCAGCCCUGCUUACUACUUGUGACAGUUCAACGAAACAAAAAGACUUUAUACCAGUGAGUGUUGGUUCACAGUGCACAGAGAUGCUGUUUCUGCCAGUACAUGUAGUAGUGCUUUCCACAAGAACAGUGAGGAAGAUGUAAUAUCUUUCAUUAUAAUUGCAGUCUACAUGUAUGCAAUAGCAUGUGUCUUUGCUCAGUCACUUUUUUUUAAUCUCCUCAGGAAGGUUUCAUUCACGAGGUUGUAGAAUUUUCAUUCUAUUGAAAGACCAUCUUUCAGUUUAGGAAGGCACCCACAGCAGUUUUCUUGUGAUUAAGUGGUUUAUAACCCAUCACCCAAGUUUCAACAAAGCCUGCAAGUGUAACAGACUUUGUUUUCAGAACUGUAAUGUGAAACUUUGACAAGGUACUAUUCAGCGUGGCUAACAGCUGUGUAAAUCUGAAAGAAGAGAGAUUUGAAGGAGAGAAUGAAAAAUAUUUAUGCUGACAGUUUGUUCUGCACCAAUUAAGUGCUCAGGAAGAAGUUGACGUGAUAUUUAUUUUUUUUAAAAAAAAGGUGAUUUGUGACUUGUCACAGAGCCUGGAAUCUCUGUAACAGUUAAUGUAUUAUUACAAGUCUGUAAAGUUCCUGUCUGGAUAAAUAUCUGCUGUCUAGUCUCUCUCUGGUUAUAUAUGUAUUGGAUUUCAGUCUUCUGAACCCUGUGUAAUACUUGGAAACCUUUCUCCAAUUGUCUCCUGAAGGCAGAGGAGGAGCAGGAAGGCUUCUCUGUCUUUGACUGAAAAAGUUGUCAGUAUGUAUUACUGUAAUCUGUCACUGUGCUUAACUAGGGCUAUUGUAUUUACAUUUUUCAAAUGCUGGCAAGUCUUCUUAAGGGAAGAUGUGUCAAUAUAAACUGAAAUACUACUUCUGGGAGAUUCUAACACAAAAUGCUCAGUUUCCAUCUUAAAAGCUUAGCAUGUCUGAAACCACCUCUCAGAUUUGACCUAUCAUUGUAACACUUCAAAUUCUUUCAAAUCCCACUUCGUAAACUAUAUGUCCUCUUUUUUUUUUUUUUUCCCUGCCAAGAAAAGCAAACUAUAUUCUAUAGCUGCAAGAGGAUGGUGUUGCAGAUUAUUCUUUCUCCAGUUUUGUCAACCUUUUCCUUUCCCUUUCCACUGAUUACAUGAAGUGACCUGGGUAGUGAUAACAUUAGGUGAGCACAGACUUGGAAUCUUCCUCAUCCUUGAGGUCCCUGUGUGGGUUUGAUGUUAGCAAACCAGGAGGAGAAUGGCAAGGUAUUAGGAGAAAAUUCUGCUUUGUUCAUUUACUUGGGGAUUAACCAAGCUAGCGUGUCCUAAGAAGUCUGAUGUACUGAUCGAACUAUUGAGAAUGUAGCAGAAGCUAUAUUCCUGGAUGUGUCUGAUGGGACUUGCCAUGUUCUCAGGAUGAUAGAGGGUGGUUAGUGCCCAUCUGUGGUGCUUUGCUAGAAAGAAUAAUUUUGGUAUUUAAGCCCUGCACAGUUGAUCGCAAGAUGCACUUUUUGUAAAGUAUAAUUUAAGUUACACUCAAUACUGUUGCAUGAGCAGACAGCAGGCAAUUCUGAAAAGAGCACGCAUCUUAACUAAUGAUCCAUCUGAGAGUCUGAAUUUUUUUUUCAGUCAGCAAGUUUGAUAGAGCUUGAGCAAAUGUUUCUGAAUAAGUCAACCCUUUGCAUCAUUCUACCAGUCUGCAGUAGAGAAACUGUCAUUGUCUUAUGAUGUCACUAGAGAUGGUAGCGUGUAUGACAUGAAUUGUCAUACAUAUCAAUGCAGCAUUUGGAAGCAUCUGAGUUGAUGCUGCAGGGAGACAUGUGGUUUCUCAAACUCAUCUUGACUUUAUGCUUAUUUGUUACAUGGGCAUGAAUUUUGUAAUGAGGUUGUCACGCAACCUGACUGGAGAAGAAAGCGGUGCCUUCUGUCCCAGGUUCUAUAACAACCUGCUUUUUGUCACUGGCUGGAGUUGGUAGGCUAUUGCCACUUUCUUCAGAGAGCUCAUGUUCAAUACAAUGGGGAUUUCAUAUAACUAAAAGCCCUUGCAUUAAAAUAAAAACUUGAAGGAGAAGAUUGCAUAUUGGAGCUGGUAAUACUCACUGUCACCCUAAAGUCUGAAUUCUGUAGGGCAGACUUGGAUACUGUUUUAACAUAGUACAAUAGUUAACCUUCCUGUGGUUCUCUACUGUAUACUGGAAUGUUGUGUUCUGUCUCCUCUAUCCCUAGCAAUGCAGAUUUCAAAUUUAUUAGCAUUAGUUCUAAUUCAAUUAAUUAUUUUAAAUUACAUUUACUAAAACUAGGAUUUUUUUAGUAUUAAGUUAUGAAUACAUGAAUGGUAGCACUUCUGCUUUUUACAUGUUUAACUCUUUCUGGGUCGAAUUCUGUAUGUUUUCCAUUCCCAGAACAAACCUUGGCUGCUGUUGUGGGUACUCAGUGGGUCCACCUGCUGUUGAAGUCUCUGGUUGCUCUGCUUUAGCAGUAGUCUGAAAGGACUGGAAAAUAAAAGAAAUUAAAUAUUUCCUAUCCCUAAACUGUAAGUUGUAUACAGGCAGGAACAAUUUGUUUGCAAAAUUCAUGUUGAGUUGUGCACAGAUGUGUCAUACUCUGUGUGUUGCUGUUUUGUAAUGGUGCUGCCAUACAGCUAUUGUUGCAGAUUAUUUGCUCCUAUCUUUUGCUUGUGGAUUUAAAACAUUGUUUUUGUAUUAAAUACAGGUUUUUCU
Molecule: messenger RNA, 41580 nt
Organism: Columba livia (rock pigeon)
Lineage: Eukaryota; Metazoa; Chordata; Aves; Columbiformes; Columbidae
Gene: MLLT3
Product: MLLT3 super elongation complex subunit
Exons: 3
Coding region: 4884-6662 (592 amino acids)
Biological process (GO): positive regulation of DNA-templated transcription
Cellular component (GO): transcription elongation factor complex
Molecular function (GO): chromatin binding
Source: RefSeq, a predicted model, not a curated record